AUGCCUCUUACAAUCCACACCGACCCAGCCAAAUUGCAAUCCUUUGAAGUGAUCGAUAGCUUCAUCCAAAUGCUGUGGGUUCCUUCCAUCAGUGAUGAGGACAUCGACAUCGUGAUGGAAGAUGGUGAGACUUUGCCACCAGGAUGGAAUGAUCCUGGUCCAUCCAUCCACAUGUCAACAUACUCUGCAUCAAGGUCCACAUCUGGAUCGCCAGCAUCAUGUGCUGGUGUGGGUCCAUCCAGGCCUUCAUCAUCUGCUGGGCGAAUCGGCGGUGAUCUCAAGAUCUCCAUCAGCAAUGGGAGACAUGGAGAGCCGUGUUUCGAGCUCUCCAUCAGCAUUCUCGGGUCUACAUCGAAAGAUACACCGCUCGAUAUCCUCUACAUCCCAGACCCAAGCCGCGAGGUUAUCAAGGAGCUCGGAAAAUUCGUAUACAAACUAUCGGAAAGCAAAGAGGGCAUGAAGGUGGUGGUCAGCGAAUGGCUUUGGUUGGCAAUGAACAUGGAAGAGUACAACGAUGGCAAUGCAUUCGAGCUGAAGUACAUGAAGUGGGCAGACUUCAAGGCCAUCGUACUCGAUCCGAUCAGCCAGCAAUCUAAAUGGAAUGAGCUCGUACGGAUGGACUGUAUAAUCGGAGGCAUCGACUACACGAUCGAUUUCCGCCGUCAAGUACAGUUUUGGCCCCCACCAGAUCAGGUUCGGACUGCUGCUGUCAAGUGGGAGACCCUGGCACACCUGCAGGCAAUUUCAGCUAUCCACAGAUGGGUGGUACCGGAAAUGCAUAUCAUUAGCGAUGGGGACCCUAUCGACGAUUCCUACGUCCUGAAGCGGAGUCACAGCGACUGUGGCAAACAUGUGAUACUUCCGACCGCCCCGAAAUCAAGCCGCACCUGGGCCCAUCUCAAGAAUAACACGAACGAGGACUCGGACGAGGUAUGGAUCGCCCAACAAUAUAUCCCAAGCUUGGUGUUCCUUGGGGAGUGGCGGGUAAUCAUAGUCGGAGGGCAAAUCAUGUCCGUCACACAUACACAUCGGUUAAACAACGGCGGCUGGUCUGGAAUCCCGGUCACAAGUUUUCUGUCAUUGGAGGAGGCGGGCGAAAUAUGGUAUGAUGCACUCUCGUCAUGCUUAUCGUACUUAGAACUGGAUCUCGCCAACAGGAAGGAUGAGUCGCUAAGCAUUGCUGAACGGAGGAAGAAGAUCGUGAAUCCGCAAAGGGGAGAUAUCGAAACAAGGCAGAGAGCUGAUGGACGAGUUCAACAACUUCGUGCUAAAAGCCUGGGCAGAACUAGUCGCACGGGAAACGAGGAUGGCAUGAGCCCGAAGCUACGGCUGGGAUACUUUGUCAACGAGGUGGAACGUACUCCGACGACGAGCUUCUGGCUAUUCUGGAACAUAAACAACACCGGAGGAAUCAUGGCGGACACAUUCGCAAAGCUGUUCGAGAAAUGGGUCAGAUCGAUCACCAAUGUAUACUGCAUAGCAUAA
Molecule: messenger RNA, 1485 nt
Organism: Pisolithus orientalis
Lineage: Eukaryota; Fungi; Basidiomycota; Agaricomycetes; Boletales; Pisolithaceae
Exons: 7
Coding region: 1-1485 (494 amino acids)
Source: RefSeq, a predicted model, not a curated record